AUAGUUUGUCGUACGUCGGCUUGCGCGGUUCGAGUCUGGUUGAACGUGAUCGCUGGUGAAUGGUAAAUCGCCUUUCGAAAACAGAACACGCGGACAGUGUGGCUACGUAUAUACUGUAUGUCAUAUUGUUUGAAUCAGUACCUCCAGCGAGAACAAAGUGAGAAAUCCGUUACGUGUCAGGAAAUGAUAGAGUGCCGAAUAAAUUUCAUACUUUGACGAGAGUGAAAAUACUCUCUGCUACAAUGGAACAACGAUUGGUCUGCGUUAUCAUUCUUGGAUUCGGCUUUAUGCUGUUGUUCACUGCUUUUCAAACGAUGGGCAACAUUGAACAAACAGUGAUCAACAGCAUCAAAAUAGACGAUCCCACGUUUCAAGGAGAUGGAUACACAAGUCUAGCGGUUAUAUAUGCAUUGCUAUCGAUCUCAAACUGGUUGACCCCAUCUGUACUGUCGAAAAUUGGACCGAAAAUUGCUAUGCUCAUAGGAGCACUCACCUACUGCUUCUUCAUCUUAACUUUUUUGUGGCCACAAACAUGGUUAUUGUACGUUGCAAGCGCAAUUUUAGGAGCUGGAGCCGCGCUGAUCUGGACUGGUCAAGGAAUGUACCUUUCAAAGUGCAGUGAUGAGUCUACAAUUUCCCGCAACUCUGGAAUUUUUUGGGCUAUGCUGCAAAUGAGCAUGUUUUGUGGAAACCUUUUGGUUUUCUUCCUGUUCCAAGGAAAAACGCACAUUGAUAACGAUACACGUACCCUGGUCUUCUCGAUUCUGGCUGGUUUGGCCAUUAUAGGAAUUGUGUUUCUGGGAGCUUUGCGAAAACCGAACCAAUCGAACCUCGCUCUGGACGAUGAAAUUCUAGAUCGUCAACAGGGACCAAAGCAAGCAUUCAUUAAUGCAGCCAGAUUGUUCUUCACGAAACGUAUGUUGCAGCUCAGCGUUACGUUCAUAUAUACAGGACUGGCGUUAUCGUUCUUCAGUGGCGUUUAUGGAGCUAGUAUUGGGUUCACCAAGGCAAUUGGCGAAUCAGCUAAGCAAUUAGUCGGACUGAACGGAGUAUUCAUCGGCGUAGGAGAAGUUCUAGGAGGAGUAUUCUUCGGCCUUCUAGGAAAACGAACCGCCAAAUGGGGCCGCGACCCAAUUGUAAUUGCUGGAUUCAUACUUCAUAUCAUUAGUUUUGUACUUAUAUUUAUGAAUAUACCUGAUGCAGCCCCAUUUGGAGAUACAGACGAAGUUGCGUUCAUCAAACCACCGAUAGCUGCUAUCGCCAUUUUAUGUUCCUUCCUGCUUGGUUUAGGAGAUGCUUGCUUCAACACACAGAUAUACUCCAUGCUUGGAGGAGUAUUCGCCAGAAACUCGGCUGAAGCCUUUUCAAUAUUCAAAUUUACACAGUCUGUUGCAGCCGCCAUAAGUUUCGUCUACUCAUCUCAUCUGGGACUUCGUGUCCAGCUAGGUAUCCUUCUAGUCUUCGGGAUUUUGGGUACUGUUACUUUCUGUUUUGUAGAAUGGGCAGUGAAACAAAGCCGAACAAUGAAUUCAAAUGAAUGUGAAACUGUCGAUACUAAGAAAUAAAUAAACUAAUUGAACGCUUGAA
Aedes aegypti (yellow fever mosquito) is the source of this 1587-nucleotide messenger RNA. Its product is annotated as UNC93-like protein MFSD11. NCBI's taxonomy places the organism in Eukaryota, Metazoa, Arthropoda, Insecta, Diptera, Culicidae. Bases 243 to 1565 code for a protein of 440 amino acids. The transcript has 7 exons. The record is from RefSeq and is a predicted model, not a curated record.